AUGACUGUUUUCCGACCCGCCGUACUCUCUGCGUCUCUCGGUCGCGCCUGGGCCCAUGACUUUGAUAAGAAGGCCGCCGAGGCAGCAAAGUACGGCUUCGAAGGCAUCGAGAUCUUCUACGAGGACCUCGAAUACGUCGCCAAAAAGCUCUCUGGUGUCGAUCAGCCUACCCCUGACCACCUCCUUUCCGCCGCAUCGCAUAUCCAUAAUGUCCUCGAUGAACUAAAGAUAACAAUUAUUGGUCUACAGCCAUUCCUAUUCUACGAGGGUCUUUUGGACAGGGAUCAACAUGCCCGACUCAUCGAGAAGAUCAAGCUGUGGUUCAAGCUAGCCAAGACCUUGGGGACCAACACGAUCCAGAUCCCCGCAAACUUCCUCCCCGCCGACCAGCUUACUGGUGACAUGGAUGUCAUCGUUGCCGAUUUAGUCGAGCUCGCAGACCUGGGGCUCAAAGAAGACCCGCCAAUUCGAUUUGCGUAUGAGAGUUUGUGCUGGAGCACGCAUGUUGACACGUGGGAGAAGUCCUGGGAGGUUGCCACGCGUGUCGACCGUCCCAACUUCGGCCUCUGCCUCGACACCUUCAACAUCGCCGGCCGCGUCUGGGGUGAUCCGGCAUCUCCCUCCGGGAAGACCCCCAACGCAGAUGCAGACUUGAAGGCAUCGAUGGAGAGAUUGGUGCAGAGCGUCGACUUGGAAAAGGUGUUUUACAUCCAGGUUGUUGAUGCCGAGCGUAUGGAACAGCCUCUUGUAGAAGGCCACCCUUUCCACGUAGAUGGACAUCCCUCGCGGAUGAUGUGGUCUCGAAAUGCGAGAACGUACAUGUAUGAGACGGAUCGUGGGGCUUACUUGCCAGUUGAGGAGGUUGCUCGGACGCUGAUUGAGGGACUUGGCUAUAAGGGGUGGGUAUCGAUGGAAUUAUUCUCGAGAACGAUGGCGGAAGAGCAUAAAGAGGUGCCUGAAGAGCAUGCGCGGAGAGGCAUUAAGGCCUGGAAGAAGCUCGUACAGCGGCUACGUCUGAAUUGA
Molecule: messenger RNA, 1023 nt
Organism: Colletotrichum fioriniae
Lineage: Eukaryota; Fungi; Ascomycota; Sordariomycetes; Glomerellales; Glomerellaceae
Source: RefSeq, a predicted model, not a curated record